Molecule: messenger RNA, 14759 nt
Organism: Cydia pomonella (codling moth)
Lineage: Eukaryota; Metazoa; Arthropoda; Insecta; Lepidoptera; Tortricidae
Product: inositol polyphosphate 5-phosphatase K-like
Exons: 13
Coding region: 475-2298 (607 amino acids)
Biological process (GO): phosphatidylinositol dephosphorylation
Cellular component (GO): plasma membrane; cytoplasm; ruffle
Molecular function (GO): phosphatidylinositol-4,5-bisphosphate 5-phosphatase activity
Source: RefSeq, a predicted model, not a curated record
AAUGUAGUGGCAAAUUUAACUCGCAUGCGUAUCGGUGACUCGGUGAGGUUUAUAGAGCCUGUCAUAUAUAUAUACUUGUAUAUGUGUGGGCAGAUGAAUAAAGAUCAGUCUUAUAACAAGCUUAUGUGUGUUACUUAUUCCUCUGUCACAAUACAUAUUUUACAGAGCCUAUUAGCUAAUGAGGGGAAAUAAAUUUAUUCCACUGGCAACUUCAAUAUUCACUUUUCGACUUUUCGUUUUGAUUUGACACUUGACAGCUAGUUUUGCGAUUGAAGCGAACUAGAUUGCUCGUCAUGAUCACGAUAAAUAAUAAUCGUUUUUAGUGAAACCUCUGUUUGUAAUUAUGAGCAAUUGAAAGUUUUGAUAACGGUGACCUACAUCACGGAAACUUUAGUGGUUUAAGAAAUUUACUAGUGAUUGAUACAGUACCUAUAAGUGUAUUGGAAGCCCUUAGGAAAGGCUAUAAUAGCAAAUAUGGAUAAUCUUAGGUUAUAUUUUGUGACAUGGAAUGUGGCCACAAAGGCUCCCUCACAAGACAUCAAUGCAUUACUGGACUUCCCGUCUCAGUUCAACAAGAACAAACCAUUGCCGGACUUUUACAUUCUAGGCCUGCAAGAAGUAAAAUCCCAGCCCCAAAACAUGGUCAUGGACUCUCUAUUCACUGAUCCAUGGACGUCAGUCUUCAACAAAGUUCUGUGCCGACAGGAAUAUGUUAUAGCCAAGUCCAUAAGACUUCAGGGCUUGUUGCUGCUGGUGUACACGCAGUUAAAGCAUAUCACUCAUCUGAGGGAUAUAGAGGCGCAGUAUACUAAGACUGGGUUGGGGGGCAUGUGGGGCAACAAAGGCGCAAUCAGCAUACGCUUCAACAUCUACGGCUGCUCCGUCUGCUUCGUGAACUGCCAUUUAACAGCACACGAGCAUUUACUAGCAGACAGGGUGAAUGACUACAACACCAUAAUAAAAUAUCAUAACUACCAUGUUAAGGAGACUUCUAAUAUUUUGUAUCAUGACUAUGUAUUCUGGAUAGGCGACUUAAACUUCCGCACAGACCACCCCACCGGCAGCAGUCCAACGUCAGAAGAAAUCGUCACAUUACUGAAGAAAGUUGAGAAAGACGUGUACACAAAUGUGCUAAGGCACGACCAGUUGUUAGCUGUGAUGGAGAGUGAGGAAGCCUUUGCUGAGUUUAGUGAGCCUGAGAUCAAAUUCCCACCUACAUAUAAGUUUAAUAUGGGGACUGACGAGUAUGAUAUCAAACGGAAACCUUCUUGGACAGACAGGAUACUAUACAAAGUGAUCGCCAACAACUAUGAGAACAUCACACUUCGCGCGGAUCUCAUAUCGUAUAACCACGUGCCGUUCUACACGCUGAGCGACCACAAACCUGUUGUAGCGCAGUUUAAUAUUAAGGUCAGUCAUACAUACAAACAGCAACAUUCUAACUGUCCAUCGGUGGACCUUAUGCCUUUUGUACGCAUGUGGGCGAUGGUAUAUACAACUACGAGAAUAACACGUCGCGCGGAUCUCAUAUCGUAUAACGUGCCGUUCUACACGCUGAGCGACCACAAACCUGUUGUAGCGCAGUUUAAUAUUAAGAUUCGACACGGCUUCAUUCGUUCGCUGAUCGAACGCGGAUCGCCCAAACCAUCAAGCAUUCGCAUGAGGUCCGCCGUUAUGGCCCCUAUGACGCAGACAAUAGAGGACAAUGUUGAAACGACGGUAACUGAUGGGCUGGACGCAGCGAGUGCUGAUGCUGGUCUUUGUGACUCCAACGAGACAUUCUCAAACUACACGGAGAAGACGAUAAAGUUCGUGCUGAACAACCAGAAAUGGUACAUCGGGGACUCCGAGUACAGGAUGGAGUGUAUCCUGUCCCAGGACGUCGAGAUUCAUCCCAACGACUGGAUUGGCAUUUAUGAUGCAACCUUCCACAACCUGGACGACUACAUAGCCUACGAAUACAUGGCCAAAGUGCACCGACCAGAGAUCCAGCCCGUGCACGUAGCCCCGGGCACCAGGGUGGUGAUCCUGAGCUUCCCGGUGGGCAGCGGCGUGAGGAUACCCGGCUUCUACCGGUUCAUAUACUUCAGCCAACCGAAUAGUGAUGUCAGGAGCGUUCUAGGCGUCUCAACCCCCUUUGAAGCCAGCUUCAAAACCGAGGACCCCCAAUGGGCGUCCAGCAGCACCAUCCCCACCCCGAAACCCACCUCCGCCACCACGGACGUGUUCACAGACUUCACGGGCCUCGACGUUGCGAAUCUGUCGCGGCACUUCUCGCACGACUUGAGUAUCGACUGACUAAAGAGCUAUUUGCCUGGUUCGCCGGCAAAUGGGAGGAGGAGGCCUUAAGGUUUGGUGUAAAGUCACAAAUUUUAGGUCCAUAUAGGCUCGGUUCCUAUUUUUAGGAUUCCUAUCAAUUUAUAUAUUUACUAUAGGGGAAAUUGGGGCAAUUGGGAACGGCGGGUAAACAGUGAGAUAUACAAUACAAUACAAAUCCUCUUUAUUGCACAACCUCUGAAAAAAUGUACACAAAAUGUAAAUGUAAACAGUGAGAUAUAUAGUACUUCUAAUUGCACAAAAAAUCUUGAGUAUGUUUAACAGAAACAAAGAUGUCUUCAUGUUCCUAAGUGACUAAGAUUCGGAAGCUGUGGAAGAAGGAAUUGGUCAAAAUUAAUCGAACAAAAUAUUUUCAACUUUUUUUAUAAUUUUAUCAUACACCAUGUAGUUGAAGACUCCAAAUUUUCUUAAUAUCGUGUCUUUGGUAUCUGGUUUCAAACCCAGUUUUCCAGUUUCAACUUCAGUGUUUAAAUUUCCUCUUUUUUCAUCUUUUUAGUGCGUUUGAAGUUAAGUGUUCCCAAUUCCCCCACUUCCCCCUAGUUGUUUGUUUUAAUCGAUGUGAUAUGGUAACUUGUCGACGAAACCCCGCUUUGCGGGGCCUCUAGGUAGACCUUUUCUUUUUCAAAUACUGAACCUACAGAAAAUAUUUAUACAAUUAUCGAACAUGCUCAGCAAAAUUUUACUAGAAUCGUAAAGGAGAACAUCAUGAUAGACAACCGGACUGGCAUACAAAAGCCUUUUUAAGCUAAAGCGCUGGAAACAGACCUUCGCUUCGCUCGGUCAGUAAGAUCAAUGAGUAAUCAUAAGUAAACAGUGUUUUUUUUUUAAAUUGCGAGCUACAAGUGGGUAUAUUCAAUUAAUCUAAGCCAAUGUGGACCUAACUUUAGGUAUAAAAGUAACUGUAAUAUAGGGAGAUUAUAAAAUGUUAAUAGACCACAAUUUAAAUAAUAGCUUAAAUUACCAGGUUAUUUCAUGCAAUUAAUUCAAGUAGUACUAUGGAAGUAUGGAAAAACUUGAUUAUUGACCUUUUCACAUUUAUUACGCCAUUGGCAUUAUAUUGAUUUACAAAAUAUAGUUAUUUGUGCAACAAGAGAGGUAAGUUAGUUUUUCUUGCGAGUGUUGAUUUUGAGUCCCGACUAUACCCCGGGGUUUUCGGUGCGGGAAUGUUGUACACUAGCCAAAAAACAGGUUACAACUAUAAAAACCAAUACUAUUUUAAUAUUUCUAAGCGCAUUUGAAGCUUACCUUCUAUUUUUAAUUCAUAGUUUGGUUAUUAUUUUACAAUAGACAAAGUUAUAAAUACAAGAAAACAUUCCCGCACCGAAAACCCCGGGGUAUGGUCCCGACUAAGUGAAAGAUUCUAAGUUAGAAUCUUGAGCGUAGCGAGGGACUCAAAAACACGAGAUGUAAAAUAACUUUGCCCUCGUGUGACACAUGCAACUUUUCAACUCAGUAGUGAGAACAUGUUAAAGGUAAAAAAAAAAUCAACAGCGAGGUGAAUAUACAGGGUGUAUAUUUGGUCACCUGAAUAUAUACUGAGCAACUUUUACUAUAGGACCAACCCCGAAAUCGCGAAAAAAUUGUCUGUUUCAUAAAUUUUGCAUGUAUGACCUUGAAAUUUCCUAUGAGAGGCUAAUUUUUUUUGCGAUUUCGGGAUUGGUCCCAUAAUAAAAGUUGCUUCGCCUACAUAUAGAUCAUAUGGGCGUCAAUAGACUACGGUGACUGCUUACCAUCAGGUGGGCAGUAUGCUUGUUUGACACCGUCGUGGUAUUAAAAAAAAAUCUGUCCCAUAGAAAAAAUAGACAUGAAGCGAAUUUCUUUUCGUGACUUUUAAGUUGAUCCCAUAGUGAAAGUUGUUCAGUAUCUCCUACAUCUUCAACACACAUAAUGGAUAAGGUUUAAUAUCACCAUAAUGAACAAAAGUAUGUUAAGUACCUCAGAUCAACAGCAAUUUAUGUUUAUGUAAAUGUAAAUAUAAGAAGUAAAUAAGCAAAUUCCAUGGCUUUUAGACAAUAAUUAGAAACAAUUGUACAUCAUAAAAAUAUUUAUACCUAUAGUACAUGCAUAACACUAAUGUAUGUAGGCAAGUAGCGAAUUAUUACUGGAAUUGAUUAAUUAAUAUAAAGAAGUUGGGUAUUUAAAUCAACCCUUAUACACAAUUUAAGUACAUACAUUUUAGCUGCAUAGAAUAUAUUUCACUAGUAGAUUCCAAUAGAGGGUCGGUUUAUAAUUUAUAAUAUUAUAUUUAGUUGUAAAUAUUGUAUUCGAGUUGAAAAAGUACAUGACAUAUUUAUUUGUAAUAAAAUAUAGAAUGCGGUUAUCAUUAGUCGAGUUCAAAAUUGUUUGUAAAUACGUUUGGCGUAACACGAGGAAAUCGAAAGAUUAUAAUCAUACAUCGGGAUUUUUGGUGCGGCAAUGUUUUACUAUAGCCAAAAAACAGGUAAAAACUGUAAAAACCGAUACUAUUUUAAUAUUUCUAAUCGCAUUUGAAGCUUACUGUCUAUUUUAAUUCAUAGUUUGGUAAUUAUUUUACAAUAUACAAAGUUAUAAAUACACGACUACAUUCCCGCACCAAAAACCCCCGAUGUAUGAUUAUAACUGUGUAUUCCUCAUUACAUUAGAACCUUAAAGGGUCGGCAACGCGCAUGUAACACCUCUGGAGUUGCAGGCGUCCAUAGGCUACGGUGACUGCUUACCAUCAGGCGGGCCGUAUGCUUGCUUGCCACCGUCGUGGUAUAAAAAAAAGUCAUAUAAACUUAACUGGAUAUCGCCUAGUGUCAGAGUUAAUACCAAAUAAAAUAGUACAUUACGAUACAAGUGCGAAAAAUAGGAAAUUCGAAACGAGUGGCGAUAAAUUAAAACACGACCGAAGGGAGUGUUUUAAAUCCACACGAGUUGCGAAUUACCUAUUUGCACAUGUAUCGUACAACGUUUUACAGUACAUAUGGCUCUUUAAAGUUUCGACAUAGUUACAUAAUGUGCUACUUUACGCACUAGUGCGGAAAAGUAGCACCAUAUGUACUGUAAAAACAUCUUAUAGUAACUUAGUGCAAAACGCCUUUUUGAUGGCGAUGAUACCAUUAAGGGGCCUAGUCCAAAUAUCCUUAUUGAUAGAUGUCAAAAACUGACAAUCUUUGCAAGAACUAGGCUUUACAAAAAAAAAAAUGGUAAAAAUCCAGUAUCAUUGCCAGUUAACAUUAACUGUUUAUGUAAAACAACAAAUUUGAACAAAAAAACAAAAAAAAAUAUUUUUGGCAAAAUGUACUUAAAUUUAUAUAACAUUUUUUCGUUCUUUCGGCCUCAGAAGUGCAUGGUUAUAAUGGUUUCUCGUGUUACACCGUGUAUAAUAAUUGUUAUUAGCGCUAGUAUAUCAAAUUAUAUCACUUAAUUACUGUGGUCCUAGUGAAAAAGGGUACAAGUCUCUGGCAGCGCAGGUGUAAGGGGUGUAAGUUCCACGUAACACUUAUGCCCUUAUACACCUAAACUGCCAGAGACUUGUACCCUUUUUCACUAGGGCCACAGUAUUAUACAUGCAUUAUGCAAUAAUAUUCUUUCCAAUAUAUGACAUUUCAUAUCUAUUAUAAAAUAUUCAUUGUUUAUAAAUGUGUUAAAAGUCUACAAUUCGUGCUUCAAAUUUGACAGCCCAAGUAUAUGGCGAUGUAGGUGUUUGACGACCGGUCUGAGGGUCUACCGCAAACCACGUUCGACGUGUUGCCUCCCUGUCACGCUUACGUAUGAAUUUACAAGUGCGACAGAGAGGCAACACGUCGAACGUGGUUCGCGGUAGGCCCUCUGGCCUAGUGGGUAGUGACCCUGCCUAUGAAGCCGAUGGUCCCGGGUUCAAAUCCUGGUAAGGCCAUUUUUUUGUGUGACGAACACGAAUAUUUGUUCCUGAGUCAUGGGUGUUUUCUAUGUAUUUAAGAAUUUAUAAAUAUUUAUAUAUUAUGUAUUUUGUUGUCUAAGUACCCACAACACAAGCCUUAUUGAGCUUACCGUGGGACUUGGGCUCCGUAUCUUAUACAUAGAUCUACAAUGACUCUUAUGUGUGCAAAAGGGAAGCCAUCACGUAUAUGAACAUUUCAUGAGUGCAAAAGAGAAAGAUUAAAAAUUAAAAAUCGUGACCACAUUUGACCUUCAUAACGGCCGCUAACGGCCGCUUGAAUGAACCAAAAUAUAACGUACUGGAAAAUCUGACUCUACACGAUCUUUACGGCUACCACGAGUUGGCAUGUGACAUUUACGUUAGCGACUGUGUGAGCUCGAUCGCAUUCCCUCCCUAUCGCACCAAUACAUGAGUGCGAGCGAGAUGGACUGUGAUCAGUAUACGCAGUGGCUAACGUAAACGUCAAGUGUCAACUUAUGGUACGGCUACUUUUUGUCAAUGGCUUGUGGUUCAGUUUCAUUUGUCGAAAGGGCCCGCGUGCGGGGUGCGGGAGAUUUCCAUAAAGCAUGCCAUAGGGCCCGCAUUCGGGGAACUGUUAUCAUUGGUCGAUAGGGCCCGCAUGCGGGUGCGGGAGAUUUCCAAAACACAUGCCAUUAUGAGUUUCACUAGUCGUUAUGCCACCUUAUCGCCUGCGGGGAGUCCCCGGACGCUUUAUAUCAACCGAGUUAUGGACUAAUGAAACUGGGCCAUUUGAGACGUGUAAAUACUCGUAUAUAGUUCGUGUCAUCCACGAUGACGCGCAAAUUUAUCAAAACUAACCUUUAAUAGCAUGAAAUUACGAGUCAAGGCACGCGUCUUCUUGAAUGACAAGAUGUAUAUGUUUGUAAUGUUGGCAUGUAAAUAUGUUUGUGAUUCGACUGUAUAAUCAAAAAAUGUUGUGUGAUUUUAAUAGAGAGGUAAAGUCCAAGUAAAAAACGUGCCCCUUAGUUUGAUAUUCAACACAGAUGGCGCUGUUCUACGCCAUAUGUUUUGCGGUCACUGAAUUGUCAAACGUCAACUUUUGACAAUUAGAGUUACCGCAAAAUUUAUGGAGGUUGUCGUUGAGAUUCAAGAUGGCGAAGACGUCUCGAGAAUAUUUUUUUUGUGUUUUGCUCAUUUAUGUUGUUCAAAGUGUAGUAUUGAUAGCUUAUUAUGCAGUGAACUAUCGUGGAAGUGUGAAAUUAAUGAUAAACUAAUCUUGAAACGCGUUUAACCAUGUUUUAAUCAACAUCCGGCAAUCCAUCGUGGCUUUUAGUAGAGUCCAGCUAUCUCUUUACUAAAAGCAACUACCGAACAACGUCAUGCUCUACGAGCACACUUACAACGAAACUUGACAUUGGCAAAAUCAUCAUACAUUUAAUGGAAGCCAUAUUUGUUUCCCAAUAAAUAAAUAAAAAGAAGAAAAUGUAUGGAGUUGUACAGCGCCAUCUCGUUUACCUGUCCAAUUCGAAGCACGAAAUUGUCUUAGAUUAGAUUAUACUUACUCAAUCGAUGUAUCUUUCCUAUUAUUAAGUACCUGGCUGGGCUAAACUUAUGUAAUAAUGUGAUAUAAAUAUAUAAUUUAUAAAACUAUACAAAAAAAAAUGCAUAAUACACUGUAUAGCAAUGUAACAAUUAGUUACUAUUUGUGUGGAUAUCUUCUUAUGUAAGUAAAAGUAAUAAUAGAAUCAUUUGCUACGAAUACCUAAAUGCAAAUUACUUUAUUAUUACCUAUCCUAUCAGAAUGUGUAUAAACCAACAUACACAUGUAUUUAAUUAUAUUGAUUUACACACAUAUCAUAAAUCCUCUAUGAUAUGAUGCGUUCAAAAACCGCCGGAAACUAUUUUUUUUACAACAAAUUCCUUAUCUUAUCUGUGAAACUUAUCUUAUCUGUAAAACAUUGUUAUGGCAGGUGUCCGGACGUCUUUGCAAUAACCCAGUCUCAUUGUCCUCCCAAACUUCAAUCCGUAGACCGUUAUACUGUUCACUUUACUACAAUAGUCCCAAUGCCUGUUGCGACCGGUUCAUGGGUGUCUAUUGUUGCGCCCGUGAACGGGUUCCAGCAGGCGUUCUACAUGACAUUAAAGCUCUCCAAGAGGCCUCUACGUGUUGGAUCUAUAUCCCCACGCAAGCCUAUCAAAAGACCGGGAUUUAUAGGCCCGCGAAAUCCAAGGAGAUACAAUAAUGUCGAUAUCAAUUUACCAAUGACAUUCAAAUUUAACCUAAGAAAAUUGAUUUUACUUAAUUCCUAGUAUAAAUCGAGAUUACGUUUUAUUGACUGUGUGGUCAAUUGCCGCAAUGACGGUCAUAACAUGCGGUUCCUGAACACAAUACAGAGAAUAUAGAGAGCUUAUAAUAUUUGUGUAGAUAAAUCAGUGUAUGUAACUGUACAUACUUAUAAAACUCGUGUGAUGUUUUUACGAAACUCGCUUUCAACUCGUUUCAUAAAGCCACACUCGUAUUUUAUUCAAUGCUUUCAUCAUGUAGGUAGUAUACAUUUAAAUAUAUAAUUUCUAAUAAUAAUAGUUGACAUCGAUACUGUGUCUAUAUCCUGACAUCCUAAUCUGUGAUUGUUUUUGAAAUUUAUAAAUUAAUUUUGAAAAUUAAUAUUUUUUGUUGACUUUAUUGUGUACCAUAUUAUAAUUGUAUUUUCUGCCCUCCGGGCGGAAAGCGUCAUCUUUGUUCCCGCUGCGCUAAACGAAGUUGCCGCUUUCCGCCUCCGUCGAGCAGAAAAAUAGUAUGCGCACCACGGGAGGAAUCGUAGGACAUUCCAUCCCGCGUGUUUGCGACAAUUUUACACGCUGCCGCGUGCUACUUUUCCUCCCUUGGGACACAAAUAACUAUUGCAUGCAUUUAAGAAUGUUCUAUUGCAAAAAAUAAAGUGAUUAAGUCACAUAAACUACUAUUAGCAAUCUUUUUUCCUGACAAGUAGAUUUACUGGUUAAAUAAACAAAUUAAAUAAUAGUAUCGUUACAGUGAAACACUUAAUUUUUUUAACCUUAACUUAUUAUUAUUAUUUAUUAUUAUUUUAUUUGAUACACUAGCAGCUCUUGGAGCUGAUGCGUGUAUAUCGCAGCACUUGUGUUUAUUUAGCACUUUUUAUGUGAUUGUUUUCUUAGUCAUCCAACACGAUGAAUAUCUUCAAAACGAAGCCAUUACCUAUUUUAUUAUUUAUACACACAUUCAUAAAACUUUCAUGUACUUAUACAAUAUUUCCCUACUACUAAGUAACCAGACUGUAAGUUAUGGAGGAGCGGGGCAUCCUGAUACAGGUUCAUUCACCUAAAAGGAAGUUCCAACCACUUAUGCCAAAUUGUAAACCUUUACUUCAUAAGGAAAUAAAUAUUUUUCAUUUUCAUUUUUUUCACACAGUGUCCCCGAAUAAUCUGAAAGAAAUAGAUUUAUUUGGUCUAUAGAGUUAUAUAUAGUCCUCCUGAUCGUUUUCGAUGACGGCGACUGUCUAGCGUGAGCCCUAAUGUGGCCGGCCAGGCGGAACUUGCUCUUAAAUACUCUAUUGCACGCGUGACAAAAAAGUUGGCCAGCUGCGUUGAACGUGUACACGAAGGAGGGCUUAGGUCUUUUUCCGUAACUGGCGUUUUAUGUCUAGACUAAUGAGGCGGUAAGGCGGUCUAUAAAGUUAAUGGGGACCACAAUGUAUUGUAACAUACCAUCGUAUCUAUCGCUUUAAAAAUCUUACUUUAAAUAUUAGGGGCUCAAAAUCAAAACUACGACAAUAAUGAAUUCUUAAUUAAUAUUUUUAACACGGGCAAUGAGUUAAUUGAAUGCCAAAAUUUUACCGUUCCCUUAGUUAAAUCUCUCUAUUAGUUGUUAUAUUUCACUAAAUAUUUUAAUUGCACUUCCUUUUGCUUAGUAAUUUUAUCAGAUGAUAAGAAAAGCUGUCAAAAACUACAACAAAAAUAUGUCCGCGAUAAGAUAUUAUAUUACAAAUGCUCAAACAAUGGCUAUUAUAUUUCUUAUUCUAUUAUUGUACAGGCUGUUUUUUUAAUCCCUGCAAUAUUUUACGGUGAGACAUUGGUCGAAAACGCAAAAAAACCGGACAAGUGCGAGUCGGACUCGCCCACCGAGGGUUCCGUACUUUUUAGUAUUUAUUGUUUCCGCGGCAACAGUCUAGCUAUCACAGUUCAUGAGAUACAGCCUGCUGACAGACGGACAGACUGACGGACGGACAGCGGAGUCUUAGUAAUAGGGUCCCGUUUUACCCAUUGGGUACGGAACCCUAGAAAUGGCUCUCCCAUAGAAGGCAUCAACAUCUGACCAGCCAGAAUUUAUGAAACAGCCAAUUUUUUGGUGAUUUCGGGGUUGGUUUUACAGUAAAAGUUGCUCAGUACGACCUAUAUAUUCACAUCGCAAAUUAUUGCUGGCAGUACAAAAACACCCUGUAUAUCUUCUGCUAUUAUAUUAUUUUAUAGUACAUAUGGUGCUUCUUUACCGCACUAGUGCGAUAAUUAGUACAUUACGUAACUAUGUGGAAAAUUUUAAGGACCAUAUGUACUGUAAAACGUACGAUACAUGUGUGAAUAGGUAUCGCAACUCGUGUCGAUUUAAAACACUCCCUUUGCUCGUGUUUUUAUUUAUCGCCACUCGUUUAAAAUUUUCUAUUUUUCGGACUUGUAUCGUAAUGUACUAUUUACCUUACACUCAGUAAAACCAUCAGUCAAUCAUGAAAUCGAUAAUUCAUUUUGAAUACUUACAAUUAUAAUUAAAGAUACUCGUGCGACUGAAUUACUUACGAAUUACGUACGACCUUUUCAUUUUGACGUAAGGAAACUAUUUAAACCUAAUAAGGAAUAAGGGUGUCAGAAAUUAUGCAAUAUUGAACCCUAUCAUUUUAAAAUAAAGUUCAAAAUCAGGUGGUAAAUAUAUUCCCUUGGCCUUAUAGAAAGAAACUUAACAUUCACAUUCAGCACGAUGAAUAGGUAUACUUAGGGGUUCAGGAAUAAACAUAAGGGUUCCUUUUGUACCUUUUUGGUACGGAACCCUAUAAAUACCAAUUACGUUUUUUCCGAAACAUGAAACAAAGAAAAAUCUCCAUACAAACCGUACCCGAAAAUGCGUCACAAAAUUGACGUUUUUUUCGAUACUUUUUUUCUUUUUAAAUCGAUAGUUUUCGCGAUUCUGAGUGGAAAAAACCCAAAAGUUGGUGGUUUUUGGAACAAAAGUAAAUGGUACACUUAGCUGAAAAUGCCCAUCUACUUUCAGAAACUAAGUAAUAAUGUAAAAAUAUGUGAUAAGAAUAUCGAUACGGACAAAGUGCCGAAAAUAUGUAUACACUACCUUAACUUAUGAGCAAUAAGAUCGUGUAUACAUAUUUUUGGCACUUUUUCCGUAUGGAUAUUUUCAGACGCGACUACGUGCGACGUUUAUAAUACUUUUCGGCCAAGUGCUAUAAUGGGUCAUUGUUACAUUUUAUCGCUUAUGUUAAAACUUUACAACUUUUAAGUGCUUGAAAGCCUUGAUUUGUGUUUUGGCCUCAAAAGUUUAGGCUGUUGGUCCAUUAGUAGGAAAUAUGGACUUGCUUUGCCAUUGUAAACCUUAUGGGAUAUAAUCAUAAAAGCGGACUAUGAAAAAUUACUAUAACAGGAUACCAAAAAAUUACUUAGAAAUUCAAAACGCGAUUAAAAUAAGCGAUUAUAUCAUGGACAGGGAUGUUUGGAAAUGAUAUCGUCCUGCAUUAGCAAUCUAGUGCAUCAAAUUUCUAUAAGAAAGUACAGUCAACCAAUUUGAAUCCUAGGCCACUAUAGAACCUUGUCGCUUUAACUACUAUAUACUUGACACGCAUCACUCAAAAAGCACUGUCGUAGAAUUCAUUAUGGCAUGGUUCUAUAGUGGCCUAGGAAUCAAAUUGGUUGACUGUACCUAAUAACUGUUAUUUCAUGUUUUUUUUUAAAUUCUAUAUUAAUUUAAAUUGUAUUAUUUUUAUUUAAUGCAUGCAGUUAUGAGACGUAAUGUUUUGAAAAGUUGUGUCCCGCCGAGUUUCUUGCCGGUCCAUAUUGGGAUACCCUCCUCCAAUUUAGGAGGGAUUUGAAUCUUCUCGGGUCAGAGGUGUAGGGUUAGAGCCGGCGUAGCUUUAUUUGACGUUCAUAAGCGCAUUGUAAUAUGCCUACUUGAAUAAUAAACUUUAUCUUUUAUGACUUAUAAUUUUAUAUUUAUAUCUUUGGGAUUAAAAUAGGUUUAUAUACGUUCGUAUUAAAAUGAAAAUGCUAUUGGCUAAUUUACUAACCGAUACUAUAUCGAAAAUAACAUCAAAAUGAUAGAUCAGUUGGCCAAAUUGUGGCCGUACUGUCUAUUUAAUUAAAAAUGACUAGGAAAUGGUUGCAUGAUGAAAAUGACGAAAAUUCUACCUAAUGUCACAAACUAUCCUGGUUUUACGUCGCUAAGGAUAAUAAUGUAUACUUAAAUAAACUAUAGGUACUGCUUUUCUACCUAGAAUGUUGUAGAUAAGUCGGACUGAAUUAGAAGUUUACUUUUGUAGAAUAAUAAGUAUGUACACCUAUUUUAACAAAUUAUACAUAUAUCUUAAAAUAUGCAUUCCGAACCAUCAACCUUUGUAUGCAAAAAUGACAUGAAUUUAAAUUUCAAGAAAUAAUCUUAAAAUCAACCAAUCAAUGAACUAGAAUUCUUCAUUACUAGUAAUAGGUACCUAGUAAUAUUGCGACCAAUUCAGUAGAAUGGAGAUACAUGUUAAGGUUAAUUGGAAGAGAUCCCUGAAAGGGAUAAGUUCGCCUUUGUACAAAUGAUGUGUGUUCUUUCCUGUUAUGUUUCUUUUUGAACAAUAAAGUGUUCUACUACUACUAAGUACAUGUAAAAUAUAUACUAUAUCAAUAUACUUUUAAAUACACCGUGGGACUGAACCCAACCAACUUUAACCAUAGACUCCGAUAUAACGUAAUGAAAAGUUCAAGUUAAACACCUUAACGUUUGUUUUUGUGGUCAGCUUUUCGCUGCCAGUCGUCAAUUUUGGUCGGGUUAUUCGAGCCCACCCUGUAUAUUUUUGCCACAACCCGAAAAGUGUGUUACCUCGACAGAUUCUUGCCAAAAUUUAUGCAAUACUUAUGUACAAAUAUUAUCAUUAUAUCAUAAACAUUCUAACCCCCUUAUUCAUAAAACUUUACAAGCCUCAAUUAGUUGAUUUACCCAUGUUUUAUCACUUCUUAUUAAUACACAAGUCAAGACAAACGACGCUUUCCAGAAAGAUUUUCGUUCAUUGACUGCCUCCUGAGGGCCUACCGCGAACCACGUUCGACGUGUUGCCUCCCUGUCACACUUACGUACGAAUUUACAAGUGCGACAGAGAGGCAACACGUCGAACGUGGUUCGCGGUAAGCCCUCUGCUAUCUCUAUUGCACGCGCAUAAUUAUAUCGCUGUCCCGCCCAUGAUGCCAGUUGUCAAUGUCACUGUGCGAGCUUGACAGAAAUGCAGGGUGACAAACCCUGAAAUCCCACGUAGGGUUACUUCUCAGGAAUGCUCUGACGUUAAUAUUUUUUAAAUUAGAACAAAAGAUAAAAAGAAUAUUUUUUUUCGAACAAAAGUUAUUUGCAAUAAUCGUCAACAAAAAGAAACAUCCUGUGUUAAUCUUUAGCAGAGUUUUUGACAAUUUGUUCGAAAUAUUUGAUAAUGAUGACAUUUUUCAAAAGUCAGAAGCUUAUUAGUGUCAUAAAUAAAAACAAUCAAAAAGGUCGAAGAAGAUUACAUAGGUACUAUUCUUUUAGGAGCUAUUAACACAUACAGGUGCUCCAAAGUAAAAUAUGGUAAUUUGUUAAUUUCUUCGAAACCGCUACACCGGUUGUUAUGUUACUUUGUACACUGGUUUUAAAUACCCUAAUGCAUAUGUACAUCUCGGCUUUGUCCAAUGGCUAGGGACACACUGUAUAAACAUGCUUGUGCAAUAGAGAUAGCAUUAGGCGGGUCAAUGAACAAAAAUCUAUCUAGAAAAGCGUCUCUUUAUCGCGUCUAUGAAUAAUGAAUAGACGUUUCAUUUACGUGAUUAGGAAUUCAUAAAAAUCCUUAAAAUUUUUAAAUAAGACCUUUUUAUAAAUGCCUAAGUAUUAUAAGAAGACUAAAGGUAUAGGCCUGUCAGUUAGAACAAAAACUUGACAGUUCAGAACUGACAGGCCGAUAUCGUCCGUUAGACAUAGUUAGUUAGUUAGACAUAGUGAAGAGACUUUUUGUAGAAGUUGUGUAUUUUGAUAAAUAUUUCAAAAUUAAAAUUAAUACGAAUGUAUUUUUAUUGUUGUUUUGGUAAUCGGUUGUUUCAUUGAUAAUCCGUUAACAAAUUAAAAUGUGUGUAUCAGGCCUAACUGUGUAGGUACUAUGACGGGAAUUAGAUAAUUUAAAUAAUUAAAAAUAAGUACAUAAUUGUCUAUUAUGAUACAGUUCGCACACUAGAUUCAAUUAGAGAAAGUAUUUUGCAGGUUUUCAUACAUAUACACCGUGUUUUUAUUGAAUUCCGUUAACUCCGGGGUAUGGGUAAGUCCGUUUAAGGAAACUAAAUGGCAUUG